AUGUCCGAGAACGAGCAACAGCAAGGUGACACCAGCGAGUCCCGUCAUACAGAUUAUGACAUUUCCAAGGCGAUACAGUCGACCCACGGUCUGCGCCAAGGCCUGACAUCAUACGGAGAUGCACACUUUUCCUUGUUCCUUCGCAAGGUCUUUAUCAAGGCGCUUGGGUACAGCGAAGAUGCAUUGAGCCGACCUAUUAUCGGUGUUAUCAAUACGUAUUCGGGAUUCAAUCCGUGCCAUGCCAAUGUCCCCCAAUUGAUAGAUGCUGUCAAGCGUGGUGUUCAGCUCUCUGGUGGCCUUGCUAUCGACUUUCCGACGAUCAGUAUACACGAGUCGUUUUCAUCGCCCACCAGCAUGUUCCUGCGUAACCUCAUGAGUAUGGACACGGAGGAGAUGAUCAAGGCGCAACCUUGCGAUUCUGUUAUCCUCAUUGGCGGCUGUGACAAGACGACACCUGCCCAGCUCAUGGGAGCUCUGUCCGCCAACAAGCCAGCUGUGCACCUCGUAACGGGGCCAAUGAUGCCCGGCAGCCACCGCGGAGUUCGCGUCGGCGCCUGCACCGAUUGCCGCAAUAACUGGGCAGCAUUCCGGGCUGGCAAGAUUGACAUUGAAGAUAUUUCAGCGAUCAAUGAUGAGCUGGCACCAACAGCCGGUACUUGUGGCGUUAUGGGCACCGCCAGUACUAUGGCUUGCAUCCUCGUUGCCCUGGGUCUCAUGCCAUUCGCUGGCGCCUCAGCACCGGCCGUCUCGUCGUCGCGACUACGCAUAGCCGAGGAAACCGGUCGCAUUGCAGUGCAGCUGGCCACUAACAAAAAGCUAAAUCCACAAUCGCUACUUUCGCGAGAUUCUUUUCUAAAUGCCAUCACCGUAUUGCAGGCUAUUGGUGGCUCGACCAAUGCUGUUGUACAUUUAAUGGCUAUAAUUGGUCGUCACCCCAACGUUGCAGGCACUAUUACACUGGAUACAAUCGACGAGAUCGGCCGCAAAACACCAUUGCUAGUCGACCUCAAGCCGAGCGGCGAUAACUACAUGACUGAUUUCCAUAACUCUGGAGGCAUGUUGUCGCUUUUAUACAAGCUUAAGCCGCUAUUGCACCUUGGUGCUUUAACAUAUACUGGUUCUACGUUGGGCGAAGAGAUGGCUCGGUUUGCGCCGAUGAAGAUUCCCCAACAGCUCAGCCACAUCCAACCUUUUGAUAACCCGUUGUAUCCAGCCUCAUCAUUGGUAGUAUUACGUGGUAAUCUAGCACCGAAUGGUGCUAUUAUGAAGGCGAGCGCAUCCAAAGACCGCCGCCUUUUACAACACAAGGGCCAGGCCGUUGUAUUUCGGAAUUCAGAAGAUAUGGCGCGGCGGCUGGAUGACCCAGCACUGCCCGUGACAGCCGACAGUGUACUCGUUUUACAGCAUAUCGGUCCUAAAGGGAACCCUGGUAUGCCCGAGGCUGGUCUCACUCCUAUCCCGACCAAGCUUGCUUCGCAAGGAGUUAUGGAUAUGCUACGAUUAUCGGAUGGUCGUAUGAGCGGUACUGCUGGCGGCACCAUUGUCUUGCACAUCUCCCCCGAAUCGGCCCAUCCCACCUCGGUCUUGGGAAUUGUUCGUGAUGGCGAUACUAUCAUUUGCGAUGUGGCGAAUCGCAUACUACGGGUCGAGAUUUCCGACGUUGAGAUUGCAGCUCGUCAAAAACAGAGAAUGGAGACUCCCGAGGACGCUGCCGGUCUAAUCAUGCCCGAUGGACCUGUUGCUACAGAGAGAGGCUACCGCGGAUUGUACAAACGAACUGUGUUGCAGGCUGACAAGGGUGCUGACUUUGACUUCUUGACUGCGCAGGGUCCUGAACCCCAGAGGCAACGGGAUUAG
Molecule: messenger RNA, 1857 nt
Organism: Pestalotiopsis fici W106-1
Lineage: Eukaryota; Fungi; Ascomycota; Sordariomycetes; Amphisphaeriales; Sporocadaceae
Exons: 3
Coding region: 1-1857 (618 amino acids)
Molecular function (GO): hydro-lyase activity
Source: RefSeq, a predicted model, not a curated record